AUUCCUUGUGGUGGUAACAGCAGUAUCCCUUGCAGCAAAGGUUCCUCGGGUUCCAUCGUUUUCGCGGAACAUCAGCAGUCUCGUGUGGUAUUGCACUAGGUGCGCGGCCCUGUGCCUCGUGCAAUUUCGAAAAACGGAAUUUUUCCACUUUCACUCCCACUUUUUCCCGACGGUGCUAUUCCUCUCACUGGUUCGCCUAUGCUGGUUUCGCGUGCAGCACGGUCGUAAGCGUUGUAUCUGUCAGUUUUCCCGGAGACGUUCAGCCCAUCAUAUUGUACGGUGCUUGACAUUGCACGAAAUGUUUGGGUGGCCGUCGAGUUAACGUUGCCCAGAUUUCCGGGGGAAAAAUCGUUCGGGCCUGUGUGUACGUGUCUCGCGCUGCGUAUACGUGCACGAGGCGUACAGUUUCUGCAUGGUUCCCGGACACAUUCGGAGCCAACUGUCGGAGUAAUAGAGGCAUGCACGUCCUCCGUCCCGCACGAUGUCACCCGAAUCGUCACGAACGGACGCACCAGCGGCGACUAUUCCCGCACAGAUAACUCGGUCCUCUUGUUAUUUCAACUCGUACGGCUCGGACAUCGUUCGCUCCGUUAACUUGUUAUCGUUCGCCGUUUCUUCUUGCGCUCAGAAAUUAUACACACGCGAUUAGCACGUUCGAACGCGGAGCGCACCGUUCAAAUCUCGUUCGGACGUCUCGGCGGUCACCGGCGGAAACUGAGGGCCACCUACUGUUCUUCCGGUUCAGUUGAACCGGAAGUUGCGGAACCAGGCGGAACUACAAGGUUUACGAAACUGGGUUUCAAAUUUGAAGUUUCACAGAAUCUCGUUUGACGUUUAAUUAAAUUCCGAGUGAUGAGGCUCAUGAGAAUUUUGAUCGUAAUAAUUGUGCGUUGCAUUAUGGUUAGAUGUAACGAUUUUCCGUCCCUCAUAUCCGCGAACGCCACGAUGGCGGUGGUGAUCGACAAGGGUUACUUCAACGACAAAGACGAGCAUCGCAAAGCCGUGGAGUCGAUCCUCGAUCUGAUCGCGGACACCGUGAAGAGGGAAAUGCACAUAGGCGGCAUGGUUGUCACCGCUUUCCAGGACACCAAUGUCAAUCUUCGACAAGAUUACACGAUACUUCUGUCUGUCGCGACUUGCUUCCUGACUUGGCGGUUACACGAGGCUGCGCGUAAGAAUGACCUGAUGCAUUUCGCGAUAACAGAUGCGGACUGUCCCAGGAUCAUGGACACCGACGGCAUAAGCAUCCCCGUGAUCGUGCCCGGCGAGGAACUGUCUCAGAUCUUCCUCGACCUGCGGAUGAUGAACGUUCUAUCCUGGAAUGCGAUCAACAUUCUCCACGACGAUACGUUCGACAGGGACACGAUCAGCAGAGUGAUGAAGUCCAUCUCGGACAAGCUGCCCAACAGGCAUAUGAACCUGGUCUCCAGGUCGAUCUUCACCCUGAAGCAAAACGAGACGGACAGGGUCAGGAAAACUUUGGUGCAGAAAACGCUGAACGACUUUCACGUGGAACAGCUGGGCCACUGUUUCAUGGUGAUCGCUACUAUUGACAUAAUAGCGGACGUCAUGGAAGUGGCGAGGUCCUUGAAGAUGGUGCAUCCUGGGAGCCAGUGGCUAUACGUCAUCACCGACACCGCGGCGCAGAACGCGACCAACAUGACGGCGUUCGUCGAUUUAUUGGCAGAAGGAGGAAACGUGGCGUUCGUGUACAACGCGACCCAUAUCAAUGGAUUCUGCGAAAUCACCCUGACGUAUUACGUGGGCAAACUGAUCACAGCUCUAGCCAGAGCCCUGGAGUAUACGUUGAAGAUCGAGAUCGAACUGUUGAAGAAGAUCGGCGACGAAGAUUUCGAGGUCACGAGGUUAACGAAACGCGAGAGGCGUCUAGAGAUCCUGAGGAACGUUAGAAUUUACACGUCGGACAUGAUCAACGAUGGAUGCCUGUUCUGGAGGCUGUCCACGGCAAUCACAUGGGGGAAUUUCUUCACUCGUGGCAGGGACCAGGCUCACAUACUCGACAUAGGGGUGUGGACGCCGGAAUUCAGCGUCAAUCUGACGGACAUGCUUUUCCCUCACAUCGCCCACGGAUUUCGCGGUAUCACUCUGCCGAUCGCGACGUAUCCCAACCCACCGUGGCAGGUGAUCACAGUGACCAGCACAGGCGAGAAAUCGUACGAGGGUCUAGUGUUCGACGUGGUGAAGCACCUGAGCAAGAGGCUGAACUUCUCGUACACGGUGGUGGCGCCAGAACUGAACAAGACUUCGAACGCCUGGAGCGCGUCGCGUUUCGACAAACUCGGCGACGGGAUGACGAUGUCGAACACCAGACAAAUUCCGACCGAGGUGAUCGAGCUGGUCCGCGAGAAGAAGGUCCUGCUGGCGGCGUGCGCGUACACCGUGAACGAGUACGGGAAGGGCGCCGUCAAUUUCACGGUGCCAAUAUACGUGCAGACCUACAGCUUUCUAACUGCCAGGCCUAGACAGCUGUCAAGGGCGCUUCUAUUCGCGUCGCCGUUCACCAAAGAGACGUGGGCCUGUCUGGCCGUGUCCAUUAUCAUAAUGGGUCCGAUCUUGUACCUGAUCCACAAGUACAGCCCGUUCAGCACGGAGACCUCGGGCCUGAGCUCCUCGUUUCAGUGUGUGUGGUACGUGUACGGGGCGUUGCUUCAACAAGGGGGAAUGUACUUGCCACAGUCAGACAGCGCGCGUCUUUUGAUCGGCAUCUGGUGGUUGAUCGUGAUGGUCGUGGUGGCGACGUAUUCAGGAAGUCUGGUCGCUUUCCUAACGUUCCCGAGGAUGGACGCGUCGAUCCUGAGCGUGGACGAUCUGAUCGCGCGCAGGGACAGGAUGUCGUGGGGCUUCUUAAACGGAAGCUUCCUCGAGGUGUACCUGGAGAACGCGGACGAGAAGAAGUAUCACAUUCUGCUGGCUCGCGCGGAGAUGUACAACGACACGGAGGACGAGCGACUGAUCGAGCGCGUGAAGGAAGGGAAAUUCGCUCUGAUAGACUGGAGGAGCUCCCUCAGGUUCCUGAUGAGGAAAGAUCUGCUGCUAACCGGUGGCUGCCAUUUUUCUCUGAGCACGGACGAGUUCUUAGACGAGCCGAUCGCGAUGAUCAUCCCGCAGGGGAGUCCCUAUUUACCCGUAAUCAACGCGGAGUUGCGCCGCAUGCUCGAAUCUGGACUGAUGCACAAAUGGAUCACGGAGAAGAUGCCGAUAAAAGACAAGUGCUGGGAGAUCGCUAGCAACAAUCAGGUGGUGAACGAGAGGAAAGUGAACGUGGCAGAUAUGCAGGGGAUAUUCUUCGUCCUUUUUAUGGGCGUGACGCUGUCCCUGUUCUUCCUGCUGUGCGAAUUCUACUGGAACAGGCGCAAGGUAUCCAAGGAACGGAAACUGAUUCGUCCAUUCGUCUCGUGA
Molecule: messenger RNA, 3420 nt
Organism: Nomia melanderi (Alkali bee)
Lineage: Eukaryota; Metazoa; Arthropoda; Insecta; Hymenoptera; Halictidae
Source: RefSeq, a predicted model, not a curated record